GGUUGCCGUUCAGUUGAGCGCCGUAUUCGUUCGAAGCAAGUCGCGUUUCGGAACAGGAAGCCAGAAGUAGCAGCCAGCCUCUGUGUGGUGCGCACACCCUAGUAUUAUCAGCAGGCGGCGUGUGCGUGGUGCGUGGUGCGGUACGCUCUAUCUGUAAAGUGUGCUCUAAUUCUCGACCAACGACGACCGUGUGAGGAUCAUAUCGCCUCGCGACUUUCAUUCCAGGUGUACCUGUUCCAGCUUCCCUUGGAAGUGUCCGGAGUUCUAGAGUGUAAGAUUAUUCCCCUCCACGAUUCGAUCGAAGAAAAAUGACAGUGUGAGAAGAAACGCAACGAAGAGUAGCGCGAGAGAGUUGAAGGAAGGAAAGAAGGAAAAGUGUUUGAGGAAAAUCGAUUUUACGAAAGUGUGUGCUUAUACAUCUAUCUACAUUGGCAUAUCCUAGAGAAAGUUGGUGAAGGAAAAGCGUAUCGAAAGAGGAGUACUGAACGAUUCUAGAGACCUCUAGCAACCCGACUCUCGGCCAAUCGACCCUUGACGUCCGGAAGGAUCCUCUUGGACCCUGUCCAGCGAAGAACGGAAAGUUGAAGUUGCCUAACAGGAGUUGAAAAAGGAUCUUCGCAGACAACCAAACGACAAAAACAAGGGUAGGAACAAAGUUGCACUACCUAGUGGAGGACAAUAACACUCGUGAGUUCCGAGCCUUCCCACCCACAAACACGAAAAAAAAAAGGAAACAGGAAAAGGGAACCAAGACAUUCCACCAAGGGUCCCCCGCGGGUGUCCCUUUCGGGCUGCGCCAGCUUGAGGGUUAGCUGCUGGUUGCACAACUGCUACUGUCUUGGGCAAUUUUCCCGCAUCCUUCUAAAAAAAAAACCAACAAUUAUGGCCCCCAAAAACGAAAGCGAGACCGGUCGGACCGACUCGUACCGGGUCGCCACCGUGGCACAGCUGAAGGAUGACAACCUGACCGCCGAUGGCCAAUACAAGGCGAGACGCAAAAUGCCACCCAAGAAGAAAGGAGAUAAUUUGGAUGAUCUGAAGCAGGAGUUGGACAUCGAUUUCCAUAAGAUCACACCAGAGGAACUCUACCAGCGAUUUCAGACACAUCCAGAAAAUGGUCUCAGCCACGCGAAAGCAAAGGAAAAUCUGGAACGUGAUGGACCAAACGCACUCACCCCACCUAAACAGACGCCCGAAUGGGUUAAGUUCUGUAAGAAUCUCUUCGGCGGUUUCGCCCUGCUACUGUGGAUCGGUGCCAUCCUCUGUUUCAUCGCGUACUCGAUCCAGGCCAGUACCGUCGAGGAACCGGCCGACGAUAACUUGUACCUUGGCAUUGUGCUGUCCGCCGUCGUGAUAGUGACCGGUGUCUUCUCGUAUUACCAGGAAUCGAAAAGUUCGAAGAUUAUGGAAUCGUUCAAAAACAUGGUGCCUCAGUUCGCUACCGUGCUCCGUGAGGGCGAGAAGCUGACACUGCGUGCCGAAGAUCUGGUCCUGGGAGACAUCGUCGAGGUCAAGUUCGGUGACAGGAUACCGGCCGAUAUCCGUAUUAUUGAGGCGCGAAACUUCAAGGUCGACAAUUCGUCACUCACUGGAGAAUCUGAACCGCAAACCCGUAGCCCCGAGUUCACCCACGAGAAUCCUCUGGAAACCAAGAAUCUGGCGUUCUUCUCUACCAAUGCCGUCGAAGGUACUGCUAAGGGUGUCGUCAUCAGCUGCGGUGAUCACACCGUGAUGGGUCGUAUCGCUGGUCUCGCUUCCGGCUUGGACACCGGUGAGACUCCGAUCGCCAAGGAAAUCCACCAUUUCAUCCAUCUGAUUACUGGCGUCGCUGUGUUCCUGGGUGUGACCUUCUUCAUCAUCGCUUUCAUCCUCGGCUACCACUGGUUGGAUGCUGUGAUUUUCCUGAUCGGUAUUAUCGUCGCUAACGUCCCGGAAGGUCUGCUCGCUACCGUGACUGUGUGUUUGACCUUAACUGCCAAGCGUAUGGCCUCGAAGAACUGCCUGGUCAAGAAUCUGGAAGCCGUCGAAACUCUGGGAUCGACCUCGACUAUUUGCUCUGAUAAGACCGGUACACUUACCCAAAACCGUAUGACUGUUGCUCACAUGUGGUUCGACAAUCAGAUCAUCGAAGCUGACACCACUGAAGAUCAGAGCGGUGUGCAGUACGACCGUACCAGCCCUGGCUUCAAGGCCCUGUCCCGGAUCGCUACUCUGUGCAACCGAGCUGAAUUCAAGGGUGGCCAGGAUGGUGUUCCAAUCCUGAAGAAGGAAGUUAGCGGUGAUGCUUCGGAAGCUGCUUUGCUCAAGUGUAUGGAACUGGCCCUUGGAGAUGUUAUUUCCAUCCGUAAGCGCAACAAGAAGGUUUGCGAAAUUCCAUUCAACUCGACCAACAAGUACCAGGUUUCGAUCCACGAGACUGAAGAUAAUAGCGACCCACGUUAUCUGCUGGUCAUGAAGGGUGCCCCUGAACGAAUUCUGGAACGUUGCUCUACCAUCUUCAUCAACGGUAAGGAAAAACUGAUGGACGAAGAGAUGAAGGAAGCCUUCAACAAUGCCUACCUGGAGCUGGGAGGACUUGGAGAACGUGUGCUUGGAUUCUGUGAUUUUAUGCUGCCAUCGGACAAGUUCCCUACUGGAUUCAAGUUCAACUCGGAUGAUGUAAACUUCCCCUGCGAGAACCUGCGCUUCGUCGGCCUCAUGUCCAUGAUUGACCCUCCACGAGCUGCUGUCCCUGAUGCCGUAGCCAAAUGCCGUUCCGCCGGUAUUAAGGUUAUCAUGGUUACCGGCGAUCAUCCGAUUACUGCCAAGGCUAUUGCCAAAUCAGUCGGUAUCAUUUCGGAGGGCAACGAAACCGUUGAAGACAUUGCCCAGCGUCUCAACAUCCCGGUUUCGGAGGUUAAUCCUCGUGAGGCUAAGGCCGCCGUUGUGCACGGUUCGGAACUGCGUGACCUGUCUUCGGAUCAGUUGGAUGAAAUCUUGCGCUACCACACCGAAAUCGUGUUUGCCCGUACUUCGCCACAGCAGAAGCUGAUCAUCGUCGAAGGUUGCCAGCGAAUGGGUGCUAUCGUAGCCGUAACUGGUGAUGGUGUCAACGAUUCUCCUGCCCUCAAGAAGGCCGAUAUCGGUGUUGCUAUGGGUAUCGCCGGUUCCGACGUGUCCAAGCAGGCCGCUGACAUGAUCCUGCUCGAUGACAACUUUGCCUCCAUCGUUACCGGUGUCGAGGAGGGUCGUUUGAUUUUCGACAAUCUGAAGAAAUCGAUCGCCUACACGCUGACAUCCAACAUUCCCGAAAUCUCACCCUUCUUGGCUUUCAUUCUGUGCGACAUUCCGCUGCCGCUGGGUACCGUCACCAUUCUGUGCAUCGAUCUGGGAACUGACAUGGUCCCUGCCAUUUCGCUAGCGUAUGAGGAAGCCGAGUCUGAUAUCAUGAAACGCCAACCACGUAAUCCGUUCACUGAUAAAUUGGUCAAUGAAAGACUUAUCUCGAUGGCCUACGGUCAAAUCGGUAUGAUCCAGGCCGCCGCCGGGUUCUUCGUGUACUUCGUCAUCAUGGCCGAGAACGGAUUCCUGCCGCUGAAGCUGUUCGGACUCCGUAAGGGCUGGGACUCGAAGGCCGUCAACGAUCUGACGGAUUCGUACGGACAGGAAUGGACCUACCGAGACCGCAAAACGCUGGAAUUCACCUGCCACACCGCUUUCUUCGUGUCCAUCGUUGUGGUCCAGUGGGCCGAUUUGAUCAUCUGUAAGACUCGCCGUAACUCGAUUUUCCACCAGGGCAUGAGAAACUGGGCGCUCAACUUCGGUCUCGUCUUCGAGACGAUACUGGCUGCCAUCCUGUCGUACACGCCCGGCAUGGACAAGGGUCUGCGCAUGUUCCCACUCAAGUUCGUCUGGUGGCUACCAGCCUUGCCGUUCAGUUUGUCCAUCUUCGUGUACGACGAAAUCCGUCGUUUCUACUUGAGACGCAACCCAGGUGGCUGGUUAGAACAAGAAACGUACUACUAGGUCAACAAAUUUAUAUUUAAAAAGAUUAACUAAAGAAGAAAGCAAACAGAAACAACAACAACAAAAAAAAUUGAAAAGGUGGUAAAAAAAGUACAGUGCAAAUAACAAAAAAUGAGCAUAAAACAGUAAUAUUUUUUUUUAAUUAUUAAAUUUAUAAAAAGUUAUAAAUUAUGAUUUCUACAAUACACACAAAACCAAACACACGAAGGCGAUAAGAUGUGAAGUAAUAAUUUAAACAAAGAAGAAGAAACACUAGCAACAGAAGUACCCAAGUCGUGCAGAAGAUAAGAAAGCAGUAUCUCCCGUCCUCAUCAAAUUCAGAAACAAAACCUCCCUUUCCUUUCGUUUGUCCUGUUCCCGGCGCAUAUUGUGUCCCCCGCAUUCUGGUUCCCUCGUUCCGGUUUUUCAUGAAAAACGGUCAAUAAAACAAACAUGAAACGAAAAUAUCGAAUUGCGUGUUUUCUCUAUUGCCUAGCGCAGGUCAAUGCAAAAGGCAAUACGCUACAUGUUGUGUCACGACGCACACAUUUUCCCUCCUGCAAACAGAAAUAACGAUAAUAAUAGGAAUGAUUAAAGGAAGUAAAAGACCAAUCGAUAGACCCGCCCUCCCCCUCGUCAGUUUGCGUUUCGAAGAAAAUUAACCACCAUACGAACACGUUUCACCCGUAGUCGUCGUGAUUCGUUCGCCAGUUUCGAUGUGUGAGUGUGCUUUCCGUGGCCCCGCUUGGCUCCAUUUUGCAAAAAAAAAGAAUACUUUUCCAACUACAGAAAACCGGAGGAAAGCUCAACGCGCGGUUUGUUGUGUUACCGACCAGGCGAGAAAAUUCAAAAACGAAAGAUCUCCAAGGCGGGAUUAGAACCGAAUUGACAAAUUUGACAACUCUCUCGUACAAACAACUAACAAAGAAACAAACAAAAACAGAUGCCAUAAAGCGUGCCUGAAUUGUCGCGGUUAAAUACAUGAACCCGCUAACGAACGCACUUGAUAUUGAAAAUCGCGGUUACGCAUACACAGAAAACUCGUUAACAACAACUCUGCCAUUGUUCUUGGAUCGGCAAAGUGUGUACGUGCGCGUUUUUUCUCUCUUGGUCUCACUCGACCCCUUGAACUAUCUCACGUGCAAACGCGGCAACUUAUCAACACACACGCGCGUACAGCGAAUACGGGAUCGCGACUCAUUUUUAAGGAAAGAAGAUGAUGGAAAAGGCUAAAGUAAAGUUUUAUGAAGAAAUAAGAAACAGCUAAUCGUCGUUCUAGGCGUUGAAGAAUACUAAUGAUGGAAAUAAGGAUGAAAAAUUAUAAUUAUUCUAGUGUGUGUGUGUGUUCGUGCGUUCGCUAACUUAUUUAAACGGUCGCAUUGGUCGCUUUUUCUGUGUGCGGUAGCCAGGGCCAGAUCAGGCAUUGCCACGCAGUAGAUUUUCGAGCGCUACUGUGUUUGUCUCACUUUCACUCUGGUCCCUACUGGUUAGAGCACUAUGACACACGCGUUCUCACGAUUUUGUUCGACAGCGCACACAAACACACACACCCACACGCAUAUGCAUACACAUCUACAUUAAAUUUGGGUUGGUGGUAUUUCGGAUCCGAUGGAUUCUAUGGGUCGCAGUGUAAGUCCUCUUCUAUUCGAAACGAUAAUGAAGUCCGAUUUAACGAUAUUAUUCGACUCCUAGCUUUCCUUGCUUGAACAAAAUGAUUGAAAAUGGAGAAAGAUAAUGCGACGAAUCGGUAAAUGGUUAUUUUUUAGUUUGAAAUACUGCCACCCUAGCGUACAUAUACAGUCACUUUCACUCUUUGCGCGAAAUAUUAAAUUUAAACAAUGAAUCAUGGAUGUCGUCAAUCGCCAUACGCAAGAAGAAAACAAACCCCAGAGAAUAUUAAAACAAAAAAAAAUACACAUUCUAACUAGCGCGCUCGGUAAAGCACCGCCCUCCUUAUCUUGAUUCCCACUUUCCCCGUUGUUAAUCUCUGCAACCCUAACAACCCAUACCUAAUCCUGGACCCAUCCCCUCUAGCCCGCGAUCCCUAAUAACAAAUCUGUAGAUUUUCCUCCACCCACGAAACCCCCUCUCUAUCUUUCAUCAUUCUCUUAUUAUUAAUAAAUUAAAUAAAGAAGAAAAUGAAAAAAACUCGUUGUUAGUUACAAAGGAAAGCUAAUUUAAAAAAAAUUAAAAAUAAUGAAGAAAAACUCUAGCAGUAGUGAGAAGAAUCAACAAAGAACUAAAAUUUAGUAGAAGAAAACUAAGAAGAAAAACAAAAAACAAGGAUAAGCGCAAGGGAAAAUUGUUAACGAAAGUGAAGUGAAUAUAUUAGAUGAGAAUAAAAGUUGUUUUAAAGAUUGUUUUUAUUGCCCCUUCUCAACGACACACAUACACUCACAAGCACGGACACGAUAAAACUUUGUAUACUGUUUACUCAACGGCCGCUCACUUUACUCUCUGUAGACAAAGCGAAACCUCUCUUUCUCAUCACUCCAGCAAGUUUUCUCUAUCUCUUUGUUUCCUUUUUCGUACGAAGGUCAACUGCCGAACAGGAUUUACUCCGAUUUUACCGACUCUUCCACUCUGAAUCGGUGAGCUGUUUUGUGAUAAAAAUAUUACUUUCCUAAUCGGAAGAGUUCUCCAGGUAUCUCGGAGCACUACUCCUAUGUGUGAGCAUUGCCUCUUCCUGUUCUUACUUUUUUUUUUCGAUUUUCUGUCAGAUUUUUGUAUUUUUGUUUAUGCUUACUGAUCGACUUUUUUUGUCUUACGACUUUCACAAAAAAGCAAAUUUUUGUCGCACUCUCUCACUUCCAAAGUUGGAGCAAAAACCUUCUUUAUUUGUUUUUUGUCCCGGCUCUUGAAACAAUCCUUGAACUCGUUGUGUUUGUUGUUUGUUAUUUUUUCUUAUUAAAUUGGACUUAUUUUUCCUCCAACACAAAUACACACGCUCGAUCGAUCGAUUUAGAUUCGAUUAAUUUAGCCUAGUGCAUGAUAAAAAUCCAUUUAAAUAAAAGAACAAAAAAAACAUACAAAAACACGCGCAGAGAUGAAACAUGCGAAAAUUGUUGAUUUUUAGCUCUGAAAAAAAAAAAAAUGAAGCAACCCGACGAAAGCAACAAUUUCCAAUAAGAGAUAAAAAUCCAUCAAGCUGAAAAAAAAAGAAAAAUUUCCAUGCGUUCAACAGAUGAAAACAAACAAAUAGAAAGCAGAAAAAUAAGUAAUUCGUCACAUAAAACUGCCCGAUUGUUGUAAACUAAUUAAAAAUGCAUGAAAUAAAAAAAAACAAGACAAAAUAUUUCAGCAAGAAAAAACACACACAUUUAAAUGUAAAGUGAAAUCCGCAGAUAAACCAAGUUAGCUAAAUUUAAAGAAAAAAGGCUAUUUGAAUUAAUACCAAUAAAUAAAGGAAACAAAAAGAAAAAAAAACUCGUUAUAAAACAGCUGUAGAACAGAAACAAACAAAUACACAAACAAUUACACCACAUACAGUAACAACAAACAAAAAACCAACACACACACACACAACCCCAAAACUAAAAUUAAGCAUAAAAGAAACAAUAUUUCUCUUCAUCAAAAAACAACACACAAAACAGAAAAAUCUCUUUCUCUUGAACCAACAGCCAGCAGAUGAAUGAGAGAAGCAAAAUAAUCUAAAUGGAAUCGAUACCAGGGUCGAAACAGCAGAAAAAGAACAAAUACAAUAACUGGAACGACAAAAAACCAUAACAAACAUGCAUACACAUACAAACAACACACAUAAAACAAACACUGCAAAUAAUCGAAAGCUAAAGAAAUAACAAAGGAAGAGAGAAAUAGAAGGAGAAGAGAAACAAAACAAAAAAAAAAUACGACAGCAAAUACUGAAGCAUGCGAUUUUCAACCGCGCGAUGAUGAGUAGAAGAAGAAUCGAGAAAGCAAUGCAAGUAGCACGGAAAAUGAUGAUAAAUGAUGAUGAAGUAGAAGAACAAGAUGAUGAGGAUUAAAAAAAACCAGCAACCAAGGGUGAAAGGCCAUCAGAAGAAAAAUCAAUUGUCAGAAUAAAGUCAGAACAAUAGUAUUUAACAAA
Uranotaenia lowii is the source of this 8050-nucleotide messenger RNA. RefSeq names its product sodium/potassium-transporting ATPase subunit alpha (gene Atpalpha). The record is from RefSeq and is a predicted model, not a curated record. Lineage: Eukaryota; Metazoa; Arthropoda; Insecta; Diptera; Culicidae. The transcript is spliced from 13 exons. Bases 883 to 4005 code for a protein of 1040 amino acids. Gene Ontology annotation, biological process: proton transmembrane transport; sodium ion export across plasma membrane; potassium ion import across plasma membrane. Gene Ontology annotation, cellular component: membrane. Gene Ontology annotation, molecular function: ATP binding; ATP hydrolysis activity; P-type sodium:potassium-exchanging transporter activity.